AUGGCCGUGGAUUACAUGGCGGCAUACAACACUAUACAGCACCCGCCACAAGAAACAUCCGCCUACCUGGACCUGGGGUCACCAAAAGACCAGCUCUCCAGCACCAACCAUGCAAGCAGAGCAUCCUACCCACACAACAACACAAGACCCAGCUCCAUUCUCCCCACACAAGGAGAUACUUGGACUAUGCAAGGCCCCCGGACAGUGGCUCGGAGAGGAGGACCUCAGCACGGACCUGGGGCCAGAGAGCUCCAUCACCACGCCUCCAGCCAAAAAUGGGAGUCGGAAACCCACAGCGCUUAUCCCAUCACCGCAGCACUACGCACUCCCGCGGCCCCCAUGAUUUCCCGGCUGAGAAUGGGUAUUGGCUGA
Messenger RNA from Pelobates cultripes (western spadefoot toad), 372 nucleotides. NCBI's taxonomy places the organism in Eukaryota, Metazoa, Chordata, Amphibia, Anura, Pelobatidae. The record is from the annotation of a GenBank genome assembly.